AUGGUCAUGCUAUUGACCAAGGCCAGAGAGAUAUCUGUCUCUCUGCUGGAGUCCACACUCCAUCUCUUGUCGAAGCAAAUUGAAAUGCCUAAACAGUCUCUUGUUUCCAAGGCAUUUCACAAAAAGAAGGUAGUUGUAUGCAAGGAGGAGCAAUUGCAGGAGCUAGGGUGCAGUAUCGGAGAUCUUGAGAGUGGAGCAGGACAUCUGUUCAGGAAAUUACUCCAAAGCAGAGUUUCUCUACUCAACAUUCUUAGCUCAUAG
This is a messenger RNA of Triticum turgidum subsp. durum (durum wheat), 261 nucleotides long. Lineage: Eukaryota; Viridiplantae; Streptophyta; Magnoliopsida; Poales; Poaceae. The record is from the annotation of a GenBank genome assembly.